Lactuca virosa is the source of this 1053-nucleotide messenger RNA. NCBI's taxonomy places the organism in Eukaryota, Viridiplantae, Streptophyta, Magnoliopsida, Asterales, Asteraceae. The record is from the annotation of a GenBank genome assembly.
UGUUCCAGUGAGAGGGAAGAUUCUCUCUCCCCUUUCCCGCUUCCAUUCCGUCCCGCCUAAUGACACCAUUUCUUAAUUAGAGUUGGAUUUUUGAUUGCCAAUAAACAUUCCUUUUUUCAAUUUUCGAUUUUUUUAAGUCGGCAUAAAUGGAGUAAUUAAGCCAUCAAUUAGGGUUGAAUGUUGCCUUCGGUGAACAUACGCGCGUCAUCCUCACGACCUCGUUUGACCGCUCACCUACGGCGAUCCUCAGUGCCUUCAACCUCUCUCUGACGAUCCCUCCGGCCUCCACGGCUCCACUCCGGUCUCUACGGGUCCACCUCCGGCGAUCCCUCAUUGCUCCAUCUCCAUCUGUGAUUCAGGGCCAUGGAAACCCAACAUUUUUAUCAUCCUUUGGUAGCAAAGACAGCAACUAUUAGUCUUUUGAAUGUUAGAGGGACGUCAAACCUUGGUUUCGAUGCAACCUUCAUAAAGCCACACAAACACAAACAACACUCUUCUCAGAGCGGAUCCGAAGACUACCGGAUUAAGCAUAGGAAAGUUGCAUCAAUUGUGGCCAAGGUAUCCAACUUAGAAGAAUACAAGUGCGUGCAAGAAGUAGUUAUGACAAACCAAUCCAAGUUCCAAAAGACGCUCAUGAUUUGGGCAGAAUACAAGUGCGUGUCAGCGAUAAUAACAUCCAUUGCAAGAGUCAUGAUAAGUCAACCGAAGCUCCUAGUGAUGCUGGCGAUGGCUGGAAUGACCAUGUCGAUUAAUUUCAUGUUCAUUUUGUGGCGAGAAUCUGCACCCGACUUCCCACCUCUUUGGUUUACAGCUCUUGCUGCAACCAUUCCAUUUUUACCUGUCCUCCUUAACUUUCUUCUCAUCCCAAAAACCACCACCAUCAGGUAUACAAUUGCUGCCUCCAUUCUCGGACAGGCUCUUGGAUUUAUGGCCCUCAAACGCUUUUACGCCAACCAAACCUUCUCUCACCGCCUCUGACUUCUCUUGAUGCCUCUUAUAUUCUAUAUCAUGUGAAUGUUUGUUAAAAAGGUCUAAUAAACCCAUCUAAUCAAA